CGGAAAUCUUCGACAAUGGAGGAAAUUACCAACGGAGAACUGAAAUAUCGGAGGAAAUUACAAACAAAACGAACAACAAUGACGGCGCCCACCUGCAGCACCCGACAAAAACUUUUGUCUUUGAUCGAAGAUAUUGAAAUAAUAUCGAAAGAACUGUUUGAAACGAUGAGCUCGACGAAAGGUCAGCCAAGAUCAGACACCUCAGAUACAGUGUCACUGAUGGAACUGCUCGUAGAGAAAGACAAUGAAAUCAAACAGACUCUAAAACUUGCAGAAGAACAGGCAGGUAUCCAGCAGGUUAUAGAUGGACUGAAACAGGAUGUAGACAGAAGAGACAUCGAAAUCAAAAACCUACAGCGCAAUUUGAAAGAGGCAGAAACAAUCCUGGCCACUGCCAUAUAUCAGGCUAGACAAAAGCUUCAAAGUAUUUCACAGGCAAAUAAGAAGACAAUUUCAUCGGAAGAACUCAUUAAGUUUGCUCACAGAAUUAGUUCAAGCAAUGCCGUGGCAGCUCCUGUUACCUGGGCGCCAGGUGACCCGCGAAGACCAUACCCGACUGAUCUGGAGAUGCGACAUGGAUUUUUAGCACAACAGGGAUCCUACACAGACAGUGCUAGUUCCACACCACGACAAACACAGGUUCAUUCCAUUCAGUCAGACCAUAACACAGCCGGCUCUGUUCAAAGUUCUAGUUCAUUGUCAUGGCAACCGUCUCAAACCCAGGAAAUCCCAGUUCCCUUGUUAUCAAGCACUCCUCAGCAUACAGUGACGGAAAUGAAAGGACAUAAUAAGGAAAAUGAGGAAGUUGAACUCAUGUCCAGUGACUCCUCCGACAGUAGUUCUAGUGUUGAUUAAAACAAAUGCCUCUCA
Gigantopelta aegis is the source of this 870-nucleotide messenger RNA. Its product is annotated as mediator of RNA polymerase II transcription subunit 4-like. The transcript is spliced from 6 exons. Gene Ontology annotation, biological process: regulation of transcription by RNA polymerase II. Gene Ontology annotation, molecular function: transcription coregulator activity. The coding region runs from base 16 to 855 and encodes 279 amino acids. NCBI's taxonomy places the organism in Eukaryota, Metazoa, Mollusca, Gastropoda, Neomphalida, Peltospiridae. Gene Ontology annotation, cellular component: mediator complex; core mediator complex. The record is from RefSeq and is a predicted model, not a curated record.